AUGCUUGGGCGGCAUGCCUGGAGGACGACCGCGGCUCGGCGGGUGCUCACCAGGCCAAACUUCGGCCUCUAUCGCCUGCAAACCGUCGGCAGCGGCGCCCCCAAACGAGGCUCGUCCACCAGCACUGUAGCAGCAAGAGAAUUGCGACGAGAAACCAGCAGCAGCGGCAAUAACGCCUCCGAUGAAUUCGCUGCGACGGGGACGGGGUACGGGACGGCCGCCACGAGAGACGGGAAGAAGGGCAGUGGUCCCAGGCAAGCCAGGAAGGCUACUACGGGGGUAGCUGCUGCGCGGCGGGGGGGGAAGGGUGCCGUCGUGGACGAAUCAUACGCGUACGCGGAGACCCUGUCGUACCUGUCGAGCCCGCCUGAGGAUGCCCUGAAGGGAGUAGGGCCGAGAAAGGCCGAGCAGCUGGCCAAGCUAGGUGUAACCACCGUGGCAGAUCUGCUCUGGCACCUUCCGACGGGGAUGGUGGACAGGAGGGAAACGAGCCACGUGGCGGAUCUCGUGGAGGGAGAGGUUGCUACCAUGUUGCUCAAGGUGGUAAAGGUGCAGAGCGACCCCCGCUGGAGAUCGCCCCGAAUCACACGCGUCCAUUGCGUUGACGUGGCGGAGGAUAAGAUAGACAUCGUCAUGUUUGGGGGGUCCUGGCUGUGCAAGAACUACGAGCCCGGGGAGACUAAGGUGGUGAGUGGGAAGGUCACCAUGGACAAGUACAGCGAAUCCCUGGUGAUGACAAUGCCAGAGGUCGUAGCCCCUGCCGCCGACCUUGAAAAGGUGUUGGUUAUCCAGCCCACGUACCCCCUCACCGCCGGUCUCAGCGGGUCCAGCCUCCGCUCGGUUAUCGCCCUGGCGCUCGACCAGCUGGAGGGGGUGACGCAUUUUCCGCCAGAGUGGAUAGACCAGGAAACGAUGCGGGAGCACGGCUGGCCAAGCCUUCGGGAAGCUCUAUCGGCGGCACACAGCCCUCAACAGGAGGAAGACUUGAGACCUUCCGGUGCCACCCGAUCUCGCCUGGCGUACGACGAGCUCCUCGCCAGCCAGAUCGUUCUCGCGCUCAGGAGACGCCACACUCGCGGCAUUGGUGGCGGCGUUAGCGGCGGUAGAGGGGAUCAGGGAGACGGCUCUGCUGCUGCCGCUACUGGCGAGAUGGCGAGGGCGGGGGGAGCGGCCUUGGUGGAAGAGGGACGGCGGCGAUUACCGUUUGACCUCACUUCGAGUCAAAACAAAGCUCUCGACGAGAUCCUGAAGGACAUGGACGGCAGCGGCAGCUGCCGCAGCCUCCGGAUGUUUCGGCUGUUGCAGGGCGACGUGGGGUCGGGGAAGACCGCGGUGGCCUUCCUGGCGAUGCUGAGGGCCGCCGGGCAGGGGUCGCAGUCGUGCAUGCUCGCCCCGACCGAGGUGCUCACGGGGCAACACCUACAGACUCUGAGGUCGAUGGCCGAGGGCAUCGAGCGGCCGGAUGGAAAGGGCAACCUGAGGGUGGAGCUGCUGACGGGCAGCGUUAAGGGAAAGUCGAGGCAGCAGCUGCUGAACGACGUCAAGGCUGGGGAGGUGGACAUUCUGGUGGCGACCCACGCGGUGCUGACGAGCGCGUCUACAGCUUUCCGAGAUCUCGGCUUGGCCGUAGUGGACGAGGAGCAGCGGUUCGGGGUGGAGCAGAGGGACAAACUGACUGGCUUUGCGCAACACGUGCUUUAUCUCUCGGCUACCCCAAUUCCGAGGAGCUUAACGUUGGCCCUCUAUGGCGACAUGGAGAUCAGCCAGAUCCGAGAGAUGCCGCGAGGCGCGGCGAAUAUCGAGACGACCCUCGUCCCUGUGGCCAAGGCGAAGGAAGUCAUGGACAGGCUCAAGGGGCGGGAAGACACCGAUGACAAGGCGCGUUGUGGGGUGUUCUGGGUUCUCCCGCAAAUCAACAAGUCUGAGUCUAGCGCUAGACAGCACCUCGCUUCGGCCACCGAGCGGUACGAUGCGCUCGUGAAAGAGCUCGGAGAGGAUAGGGUGACCCUGCUCCACGGCAAGAUGACCUCCGCCGAGAAGAACAGACGUCUCUCCGAGUUCUCCGGGGGGGAGAAGGGCAAGGGGCUCCGCGUGCUGGUGUCCACCAGCAUCAUCGAGGUCGGCGUCGACGUCCCCCGGGCAGGGGUGUGCGUGGUCGAAAACGCCGAGAUGUUCGGUCUCAGCCAGCUGCACCAGCUCCGCGGCAGGCUCGGGAGGACCGACCGAGGGAAGCGGGAGCGAUCAACUACAGCACCGACGGGAUCUUUGCAGCAGCCUGCUACCCCCGAGGAGGACCCGUCGCAGGACAAGAGGCAAACCUCCCACUGCAUCCUGCUCUACGGCCCAGACGUCGGUAACGAUGCCACGGAGAGGCUCAAGGCCGUCCGAAAGACUCGCGAUGGGUUUCUGUUGGCGGAGAGGGAUCUGGCCCUCAGGGGCCCCGGGGAGGUGCUCGGGAUGCGGCAGAAGGGGUACAUCGAGGGAAAGUUCAAGGUGGCCGACCUCGCCCGACAGGGGUCCCUCGCCGAGCACGCCAGCAAGCGCGCCCGUCGUCUCGUGGAGAGUUGGACGCCUCGAGGCGCCGCCGCCGCCGCCGAUACCGAAGACGCCGCCGCUUCGGGGGCUCCGCGAAAGGGGGGCACCGUGGCUUUGAAAGAGGGGGGUCCCGGUGCUGACUGUGAUGAAGAGGGAGGCCGGCCGGAGAGCCUCGGGCUGCUGCUGGUACUCUGCGGGCUGGGAGCCGACGCGGAGGCUCUGCUGAGCGGCUUCGCGUCCAGAACGCCUCUUCCCGGCGCAGCGGACGGUGACGCCGCCGGCGUGGUGGCAGGCGGGGAGGCGGACCGGGGGGCAGAGGCGAUAGAGCGCGAGGCAAAGGAACACGCCCCCGAACGAGCGACGGAAUUUCCACAGUCGCUUCCGGUUGCAGCAGCAACACCGGAUGGUGUGGAAAGCCUCAUCACCAGCACCCCCGCUGCUGACCCCCCCCUGGCGGCGUCCUCCUCCACCCCCGACUUCGUAGUCAGAGCGGAGGCGACGGCCGGGGUGGGGGGGGUGUUGGACUCGCGGACGACUACGGGCCCGGACAGCAGGAGCAAAGAACCGGGGCCGGAGCUCGCGGUGCCCGCGGCGGUGUACUUCGACGACGAGGCGGACUUCUUGGAGAAGUCGGCCUCGGAGUACGCGGAGAUGAUGGAGGACCAGGACGAGGAAGACGAGUACCUUUCGGGAUUCUCUUUCGCGCCGCCACUCCAGCCACCCCCGCCGCCGCCGCCGACGCGUUUGCAGUCGGCAGGGCGGCAGCAGCAGCACGAGAGAAGGUUUUCAGGAGGGGUGGCGCCGACGGGAACUCCGGUGGGAGGUGGCGGAGGUGCACCGAGCGGGGAAGGUGUGGCGAUUAUCCGCCGGGCGGACUUGUCGGAGGGGACGCACACGGUUGUCGUGGUCGAUGUCGAGACGACGGGGCUUCGGGCUAAGGAAGACCGGGUCAUUCAGCUCGCGGCGAAGGUCUUGGGCAGCGAGAAUCCUAGGCACUCGUUCGCGGAGUACAUCGACCCGGGGGUAGUGGGGGUGCCUCCCAGAGUUCGAGAGAUUACGGGGAUCACGCCGGAGAUCCUGGCCGCCAACGGCGCGCGCCCGUUCCCCCAAGUGUGGCCGGAGUUCGCGGCGUGGCUGUCAGGGGUCGUGGCCGAAGAGCAAGCCGAGGGCAGGGGCGAGGGCGGCGUCGUCUUCGUCGCCCACAACGCCCAAUUCGACCACAAGUUCCUCAAGGAGGAGCUGUCGCGAUGCGGCUUCAGCAGGUUCAUGAUGGGCCAGGAUAUGGGAGUCGUGUGCAUCGUUGACUCCCUGAGGUGCUUGAAGGAGAACAGCUUGUGGAGGCAAAAAGCCUCUGAUUUUCACAUGCCGACGAGGCCCAAGAAUUUCAAGCUCGGGGGGGUGUUCGAGCAUCUGUACGGCUACGAAAUGCCAAACGCGCACAACGCGAUGGGCGACGUCGUUGGACUGGAACGCAUCCUGUCGGCGCCGGGCAUCAAUGAGGGGUGGCGAGGCGUGGCUAGCAGCCACCCCGCUUGCCAGAUACCCGUUCCGCGUUCCUUGGCGGAACUACAGGCUGCGACGAACAUCGCCGCCCGCUCGAGGAAACCCCCAGCAAGAAGAACCAAGGCAGACGGAUGGCGGUACUAUAACAAUCGGCGGACCGGUCGAUGACCACGAUUGGUUCCUGUGGAAUCGUUCACGAGUCUGGUUCCUUCGAGCAAUGUGUACGUGUGAUGUCGGGUAUUGUUUGUGCGUUCACUGCGAAGAGAGACAGGCGUAAUUUAGGGUGGAACCUUAGGUUUCCAUGCGUUUUAUGUACGUUUUGUUGUGUAUCCAUGGAAUUAGACUAUGGCAUCUUGUGAGGUGUGCUUUUCUGUAAGCCUCUUGUAUCAUAAAUAGCACUGUCACCUCUGGAUAUAGUAACCGUCCCGCGUGUUUUUAUUGUGGAGGAGUGGAGUGGUGGGAUCGAGAGGAGAGAGCUUCUAUUAUAGCAACUAGGGAGUUUUCAGCAGAGGAGUUCGUUCGCUUCUGAUAAAAGCUGCGCGGUGUGGAGCGGGGUUGUGAGCGAGAGUGCUUGGUACUCGCUUGCUCUUCCAAUAGAAGACUGGGGUUACAACCACGUUCGGAAAUGCAGCAGGACGCCACCUGUUUGCAAGGGAAACGGUGUUCGUUCAGAGUGUCAACAUCGAGGAACUCUUA
Ectocarpus sp. CCAP 1310/34 is the source of this 4734-nucleotide messenger RNA. The record is from the annotation of a GenBank genome assembly. NCBI's taxonomy places the organism in Eukaryota, Phaeophyceae, Ectocarpales, Ectocarpaceae.